UUAAUAUUAGAUGAAUUCCCAAGGGCCUUACGGCAGACCUUUGCAACCAUGUGGGACAACACCUAUGGAGGUCUUCCUAGUUUCCGGCUCUGGGAUGAUUCAACUGCUGUGAGAAAUUUGUUUGCCACUACAGAGGGCGGUAAGACUAAAGUUUCUAUUCACCAGUCUUACAAUGAAUGGGAUUGCACCAAUCUGUUCCAGGCUACAAUAUUUGCGCAGUCUUUUGCCCCACCAGCCAGCACAGGAUCCUACACCACGCUCAGUGAUUUUUACGUGAAACCCCGUGCGGUAUCUCAUGGUAGUUUCCACGCUUGUGUGCUCAGCCGGAGUGGAAACAAUGAGGAAACCUUGGCACUUGCCAUAGAUCAGCUUCGUCGCCUUAGGAAUUCACUGUGUCACUCAACAAGUUCGAAGAUGGACAAACUGACCUUUGACCAGCGCGUGAGUUACACCAAAGACGCCUUUAAAGCCCUUGGUGUCCCGACAGCCACAAUUGACUUAGUUGGAAGUUUGACGGAGUCCGACUUCCCCACGAAUGAAGUUCGUAGAUUGGAAGUUGGAAUAAGAGAAGAGACUCGAGCGUAUAUCAAAUUUCUCGAGGAUGUAAGCUCAGAUAUCAGCGAGAUUAAAGAGUCGUUAAGUUUUUUAAAGAGUGCAAAGAGAGGAGAUACCGAAAAUAUCACAAUAUUGGAAAACAAGAUGAAAGAAAUGAAAGAAGCCCAAGAAACAUUUGACGCUGAGAACAAGCAAAAGUAUACCGCGAUUCUCGAGGGUGUAAGCUCAACUAUCAAUACUUUAAAGAACAAAGUUCAAGAAAAUACUGCUAGCAGAGAAGACAUUUCAAGGUUGGAAAAGAGAAUCAGUGAGUUGAAAGAAGGACAAGAUGAACGUUAUGCCCAACCAAAAACUUCAGGUAAAAUAUAUCAAGCAAUGAAACCUAUGCCUAUGUUCACACUACAUAGGCAAAACGUAAAAACCACGAUUUCACGACAGAAAAACUAACAUCCAUCACUCGUCAGAUAUGGGAUGUUUAUUACCUUUCAUGAUUUGUUUUUGCUUUCUGUAUUCUUGUCUAAUGUUUGUCGUCUUUUAUACUGGGAAGGAUGUAACAUGUUUUCAAUGACUCCCCGGAUGUGAUGAUGUUUUAGGGCUAUAUGCAAUCGUUGUUACAGUAGUAGUGAUUUCAUGAGAUUUGAACGUCUGUUUUGUCCUAAUAAUAAGCUUGUUUACCAUGUUUAUCACUCCCGUUUUUGCAAUACAUCCGAUCAACUGUUUUUAAUUCCAUGACAGGUUAUAACCGGCAUCUUUAUAGUAGGCAGGUUGGAUAUUUAGCAAGUGCUUUCUGGUAAUUCUUACGUCCGUUCUUUUUUUGCCAUAAAAGGUAUGAGGUCAUCGCUACUAGCAGCUUCCCUUCCCUCAAUGGUUCCUAAUUUUACUGGGCGUCAGGGCGAGUGUGAGAAGAUCAUCAGCCACGUGACUUCCGAGUCUAUCCGACUGGUGUCGAUUUGGGGUUCACCUGGAUUUGGAAAGACUUCGGUUGCAAUUGCUGUGGGACACGCACUCCAGUCUCAAGGACUGCCUGUAUUCUGGGUCUCAUUACGAGGACUCCGUUCUAAAGAAGAUCUAGUUUCAAAGUUUUUGGGCUUUCUUAGGCAACCGAAGUCAAAGAAAAAACCGUCAGGUCAGUGUCUACCCAUCGAUGAUGAUCUUUUCCAGCUAUUCAGCGAAUUGUCAAAACCAUCUGUAUUUAUUCUUGAUAAUGCCGAUGAUUUGCUAGAAAGUAGUUGCCUGAAAGUAAAGGAAGAGGUUAUACGAGUUCUUGAGGAAAUUCUCAGGCAAGAUCAAAGGGUUACAUUCGUUGUAACUACAAGGGAGUCCCUUGAAUUUAUGGACGUUCAUUUUCAAGGUCACCAAGGUUUAAGAAUAAGACCUCUAGAUGAAGCCUCUGCUCAAACUUUAGUUUCGGAGUUGCUUCCGAAUGUUAGCACUCAUGAAUGUACACAAGUUGCGCAAAUAUGUGGGUAUGUUCCGUUAGCCAUGAAAUUAAUGUGUUCUUUAAUAUCUGAGAAAGACGAUAUUAGUCAUCCUCGCCAUUUCCUAGAUGACUUCAUGACGUCCUCGACAGAAAGUGUCGUGAAAGUGUUAGACAAUCCCGGUUACCCAUCUAGUCACCGAUUACAGGUUUUGUUUGAGUCCUCUUUCCAAAUGCUAAAUGCGCAAGAACAGGAAGCAUUGAUCUGUUUGAGUAUUCUUCCUGAUAAUUUCAGUACAGAAGUCGCUGCAGCUGUUUUAGUCAAUACAGAGACUCUCGGAGCCACAAAGAUAUUAAGAAGCCUUCAAAGGAGGUCACUGAUUGAUUCAAGCUCUAAACCUGGGUCAUUCACAAUGCACAAGCUUUUGCAAUCAUUUUCGAGAGAUAAGGGAGAAAAAGAGAUGCCAGAGGCGAUGCUUAACUCAAAAGGUCGUUUGAAUGCUUUCUACCUUUCACUUUUUGAGAAGCUGAACGAACAAUUUCUCACUGGGCAUUCAAUGACAGCAUAUAUUGCAUUCUAUGAAAAUAAAAAGAGCAUCAUUCAAAGCUUAACUGAGAGCUGUUCAGAUACCAAAACAGCUGAAAAUGCUUUUGAUGUAUUAGCGGAAGGAGAACUGUUUCUUGACUCACUUUUUUGGAAGGAAGGAAACAACAUUGAUUACAUAUACGAAGCAGCCAUACAGUCAGCCACGCUGCAGGAGAACGAUAAAUUCCUUAGGCGGUUACUAACUUCCAAAGCUUUUAGUGAGGUCACUUGGGGACAAACCGGACACUCAAAACAGCUUCUGUCUAAGGUGAAAAAAAUUCAAGCUUCGUCUUCCUUUGUUUCCGACCACGAGAAAGGAAAAUACUUGUGCUAUCUGGGUAUCUAUCACCUUGCUGCACGUCUUUGAGUGUAACCUCAGGUCACGAAUUUCCUACGAGACAGUAGCGACUUGUCAACGUUGUUGGGUCUCGUUUAUUAAGACUUCGAACAAUAAAUGGUCUAUGAACAACAAAUGAUAGUUAGUGAUUUCGACUCUUCCAGUGCAAAUAAGUUCUAUAACGAGGCACACCAUCAAUGCAGCUCAAUGGGAGACUGGCAACUACUUAUCAUCCCCUCGACGACAAGCCAAACAAAGGAAACAACUAAUGAAGUACCUUCUAGCAUCUUGCUAAAUCAACCACUGAAAUGUGAAAUUGCCUGUCUAUUAAACGAAGCAACAAAAAUUUUUGCUGAUUCUAACACGAAACAAUGUUUAAACAGUUCGCUUCUCCAAAUAGUCGAGGAUGUCGAAAAAGAGGUUCAAAUUUCUCUUGGUUUACUCAUUUUUCAUAGAGUUGUGACGAACGCACUGUGGGUUUCAUGUAGUGGAGACCCUGUAAAACUGUAUGCUGCGAGAAUCAAUUACCAUCAAGCAGCACUCACGCAAGGAGGAGAAAGUUCCAGCGAAAAUUACAUCGUUGAGUGUCUUACUAGUAUACAAUAUGAAGCACUUGCAAAAUGUUUCUUAGACCUGGGUACAGCUUUCAUACGAAACAUGAACUAUCCGGAAGCUCUUCAGGCAAAUCAGCGAGCUCUUGACAUAACGAGACGGUUUUUGGGAGAGGAACAUGAAAGCACUGCUGACAGUUACAGGCAACUCGGUGUGUCACAAUACAACAUGCAUGAUUACAACUCAGCUCUUCAGUCUCACAAGCGUGCAUUGGCUAUCCGUAUUAAACUGUUUGGAGACAAACAUGAAAGCACUGCUGACUGCUAUGUAGAACUCGGUACAAUACAGCACAGCAUGAAAGACUUCGACUCAGCUUUUCAGUCUCAGCAGCGAGCAUUAGAUAUCCGCAUUAAGAACCUUGGAAAAGAACAUGAACGAACUGCUGAGAGCUAUAGGCAACUCGGAGUAACACAAAACAACCUACAUGAUAACAAGUCAGCUUUUCAGUCUUUCCAAAAUGCAUUAGCGAUCCGUAUUAAUCUCUUUGGAGUAGAACACGAAAAAACCGCUCAAAGCUACAGGGAACUCGGCUUAGUACAGCAUAAUCUGCGUGACUACAAAGCAGCUCUCCAGUCUCACCAUUGUGCAUUAACUAUCCGCAUUAAACUCUUUGGAGAAGAUCAUGAAAGUACUGCUGACAGCUUUAGACAACUCGGUGUAACACAAAACAACCUACAUGAUUACAAGUCCGCCUUGCAGUCUUUCAAGAAUGCAUUAGCUAUCCGUAUCAAACUAUUUGGAGAAGAUCACGAACAAACUGCUCAAAGCUACAUGGAACUCGGUUUAGUACAGCACAACAUGUGUGACUACAAGGCAGCCCUCCAGUCUCACCAUCGUGCAUUAACUAUCCGGAUCAAACUC
Messenger RNA from Porites evermanni, 4368 nucleotides. The record is from the annotation of a GenBank genome assembly. NCBI's taxonomy places the organism in Eukaryota, Metazoa, Cnidaria, Anthozoa, Scleractinia, Poritidae.